UGUACAUGACUUGCGUGUCGCGGCUGCUGGUCCUUCUAUCAACACUGCAAGUAAACUCUAUUGUUAACACAAACGGACAAUUUAAUGGCAACCUCCCCUCAUUAGACUUAAAGUAUGCUACAGAGGUCUUGCUUCAAAAACAAAAGUACCAUUGUUACUACUCGUGGAUUGCGACUGGGAAGGACCAAAGGCUUAAGGCACUUCAAAAUAGCACAAACGAACUGAAAUCCUUAUUAUUCUCAACUCCUUUGUUCUACAGAAACAAGACAUAUGUUAUAUCCAAGUUUUCUCACAAAGAUUCCGAUGAGGCCAUGGCAUACUGUCAAGCUUUUGGCGGCUACCUGGCGGAAGUUGAUGACUACAGAGAGUUCAAGGAGCUUCAACAAUUUUUCAUGAGUUCAUCUGUCGAAGAAAUGGCGCUGAUCGCUGGAUCGAACGCAGCGAAUGGUGAAACCUGGAGAUUUCAGCGCACAGGUGUCGCCUUGCCAUUUGAAAGUUGGGGCAGAGGGGAGCCUAAUAAUGAAUAUGGAAUUGAAAAAUGUUUGUGCUUAUGGAGAAUUAAAGAUGGCAAUAUGAAUGAUAUAACAUGUGAUUUUAGAGAUGAUAAGGCAAGGUUUAUGUGUGAACUACCUGAUUCUAACUAAGCGACUGACCAAACUACUUGGUUCUAACUAAGCUACUGACCAAACUACUUGGUUCUAACUAAGCGACUGACCAAACUACUUGGUUCUAACUAAGCUACUGACCAAACUACAUGGUUCUAACUAAGCGACUGACCAAACUACCUGGUUCUAACUAAGCGACUGACCAAACUACUUGGUUCUAACUAAGCGACUGACCAAACUACUUGGUUCUAACUAAGCGACUGACCAAACU
Biomphalaria glabrata is the source of this 876-nucleotide messenger RNA. RefSeq lists its product as uncharacterized. The transcript is spliced from 2 exons. Bases 6 to 644 code for a protein of 212 amino acids. NCBI's taxonomy places the organism in Eukaryota, Metazoa, Mollusca, Gastropoda, Planorbidae. The record is from RefSeq and is a predicted model, not a curated record.